GACCUUACUUCCCUCGGCCAACUUUUUGAGUUGGCUAUUUGGUAGACAUAUCUUUUUUGUUCUAAAGUUGUUUUCUCUCUGCAUUCCUUGUGAUGGGUUGUAUUGUAAGUUCAGUCGCUUGUUGUUUUUGCAGUUCUGCUGCUAGCUUGUGCUGUGCUUGCCUACCUAGUUGCAAGUCUUCGACGUCUUCACGAAUGAUGUUUAGUAUUAUACUUAUUGUUACAGUCCUUCUUUCAGUAAUCGCUCUAAUUCCUGACGUUAAAGACAGUCUAACCAAAAUCCCUGCACUUUGUACACCUUUUAAGCUGUCUCCAUUUACGAAGGAGCAAAACGCCGCUCUAGAUUGUGAUGCUAUUACUGGUUUCGGGGCUGUUUACCGUAUUUGUUUCGCAUCAACUAUGUUUUAUCUUGUGUUCUGUGUAAUUAUGAUCCGGGUUCACUCAUCUAUGGACUGGAGAGCGAAAUUACAAAAUGGGUUUUGGUUCUUUAAGUAUGUUUGUUGGUUUGGUUUAUUGAUUGGUGCAUUCUUCAUACCCGUGGAAGGUUUUACAAGUUUAUGGAUGUACGUCGGAAUGAUUGGUGGGAGUUUGUACAUAAUCAUACAGUUAAUUCUUCUUGUGGAUUUUGCUCACUCAUGGAACGAGAACUGGCUAACGCAGUAUGAAGAAAGUGGAGAAAAGUGUUAUGCAUUAGGUCUGAUCUUUUUCACUUUUCUCUUUAAUUCAUUGUCGAUCGCUGGGAUUAUACUCCUGUUUAUCUUUUACGCAAGUGCUCCACAUUGUGGACUAAAUAAGGCUUUAAUCAGUCUUAAUCUUAUUUUCUGCUUCCUUGCAUCAGUUAUUUCAAUUUUGCCGAGAGUGCAAGAAUAUAUGCCACAGUCUGGCUUGUUACAGUCCUCGAUGAUUACUGCCUAUGUAACUUUCCUGACAUGGUCUGGUUUAACAAAUGGUCACGAUCCAGUAUGCAACCCAUCCCUAACUAUCGCAAACAGUACAAAUACACAGGAUGGUUCAGUUGUUUUGAAGUUCGAUCGACAUAUUGCUAUCGGUAUAAUAGUGCUCGUUUUUUCUGUUCUUUACUCCACCCUAAGAUCUAGUACAAAAACAUCAGCUGGAAAGUUCCUUAUUUCCGGUACAGAAGAUACAACUUUGGCAGAACAAUUUUCUAGUGCUGAUGACGACAAUGGACGUGAUGGUCAAAAAGUAUGGGAUAAUGAAAAAAAUGGUGUGGCUUAUAACUAUUUUAUGUAUCAUUUUAUGAUGUUACUGGCUACAUUGUAUGUUAUGGUCAUGCUUACUAAUUGGCUAAAGCCACAAAAUGAUUUGAAAACACUAGUCAGCAAUUCAGCUGGUUUUUGGGUACGUAUUGUGAGCAGUUGGGUAUGUUUGGGUAUUUAUGUGUGGACAUUGAUUGCACCGGCUCUGUUUCCUGAUCGUAUAUUUUAACCAAACUUGAUCAUUUUGUUGCAGAAUUAAAUUAUUUCCUUUUAUUUCAAACUUUAUUCAUGUUACUUUUGUUUUAUAACACAGUAUCUUAAAGUAACUGGAACACGACUAGAAAGUUCUCGUUCAGUCACACAAAUUUAUUGACAAUCAUUGCAUUGUUAUAUUACUAUGAUUCUCAUUAUUGCAUUAUUAUUUCAUCUAAAAUAAUUUGUUUACAUUAGAGACCGUUCUUAGUCAUUGAUUAUAAUAUCGGAUUGGUUUUGCUUAAUAUGCUUUCAUCAGCAUUUUUUUGGUUAUUGAAUUAACUCUACAGCCUCCUCGUUCAUUAAAUUAUUUGUUUCUAUUUUGUCUUAUAUUUAAGAGACUUUAUGAUAUG
Messenger RNA from Schistosoma mattheei, 1821 nucleotides. NCBI's taxonomy places the organism in Eukaryota, Metazoa, Platyhelminthes, Trematoda, Strigeidida, Schistosomatidae. The record is from the annotation of a GenBank genome assembly.